AUGAUCGAUUUCAUCCGGGCCGAGAAAUGUUCGAGUCAUCGGGCCUCGGUUAGUCGAAACGACGACAAGCUUCCAUGGAACCACAAUGUCCAAACUACCGCGAAUGACGCGAACCUUUAUUUGGCUUCGAAUGACGAUGACGAAUUAUUGAAAAAUGUUACGAUUGAUGAUGGGCUUGAAAAGAAGAGUGCUUAUGAAUUGAAAAUGAAUCAGGAAUAUGGGAAACCGGCGAUUCCAUUCCAAUUAACGCUGAAUAUCGUGACAAUAUCAACUACAGGUGAUGCUAGCCAACUCACUGGCUUCCUAUAUUUCACAACCGCUUCUCAAGCCAAAAAUCCAAAUUUUUUGGUCUAUAUCGUCGAUCAACCUUUUACCGUUAAUAGAUCAGACAACGAGAAAUCUAUUGUGGAAUCGCAUCUUCUCAAAUGCGCUGAAUAUCCGGUCGACCAGACGUUAUCGGAAAUUCUUUAA
Molecule: messenger RNA, 471 nt
Organism: Caenorhabditis bovis
Lineage: Eukaryota; Metazoa; Nematoda; Chromadorea; Rhabditida; Rhabditidae
Source: the annotation of a GenBank genome assembly